Molecule: messenger RNA, 1861 nt
Organism: Heterobasidion irregulare TC 32-1
Lineage: Eukaryota; Fungi; Basidiomycota; Agaricomycetes; Russulales; Bondarzewiaceae
Product: putative amino acid transporter
Exons: 22
Coding region: 98-1699 (533 amino acids)
Biological process (GO): transmembrane transport
Cellular component (GO): membrane
Molecular function (GO): transmembrane transporter activity
Source: RefSeq, a predicted model, not a curated record
UCUCAAUCCACCAUAAAAACUCUCCGCUCCUUUUACUCCACCGUCGGUCGGGUUUUUCGUGGGCAUCCCAGAAUCAUUCCUCCUGCUUAGUAGGGCGAUGACUGACAACGAGCGCGGACGAGGGGAUUCCAUGGACAGCGAUGACGACCGCAACCUCGAAGCUAUGGGAUACGUCCCUUCAUUCAAGAGGGAGUUCAGCAAUCUUGCGACGAUCAGUUUCGCCUUUAGUAUAAUGGGCCUCUGCUCAUCGGUAGCAACCACGUUCAACACUCCCUUGACCCUUGGCGGCCCUUCGUCUGUCACUUGGUGUUGGAUUUUGGGAGCAACUAUGUGCUUCACCUUAGGCGCGUCCAUUGCUGAAAUUGUCUCGGCGUAUCCUACUUGCGGAGGACUAUAUACGGCAUCUGCUCAGCUGUGCCCAAAAAAAUAUCGCCCUAUCGUUGGGUGGGUGGUAGGGUGGAUGAACAUCCUUGGUCAGAUUGCGGGGCUUUCAUCUACAGAGUUUGGUCUAGCCAACAUGAUAUGGGCCGCUGUCGUCAUUGCCAAGGACGGUGCGUACGAAGUCACGCAGGGUAAGGUUGUGGGCCUUUUCGUUGGCCUUCUCAUAUUCCACGGCAUACUUAAUUGUCUUGCCACUCGCUACCUUGCGCGCUUCACAACAGGCUUCGUGUUUGUCAAUCUUGGUGCAACUGCUCUCAUUAUCAUCGUUCUUCUCGCGACAACCCCGCGUCAUGAGAUGCAUUCUGCUAGCUACGUAUUUGGUUCUGAAGGGAUUAUUAAUCAGACCGGAGGUUGGAACGAUGGACUUGCGUUUUUGUUUGGGUUGCUCAGUGUUCAAUGGACCUUGACGGACUACGACGCAACGGCCCAUAUAUCGGAGGAAGUCAAGCGCGCCGCAUACGCAGCUCCCGCUGCCAUCUUUAUUGCAGUGAUUGGUACUGGUCUUCUCGGCUGGCUGCUCAAUAUUGUCAUGAUUCUGUGCUCCGGACCAUUCGAGGAUCUACCUGGACCUUCUGGGUCAGCAUUCCUUCAGAUAAUGACUAUGCGCAUGGGCAAAGGCGGAGCGCUCUUUCUCUGGACCUUCGUCUGCCUGACAGCAUUCUUUGUUUGCCAAACGGCUCUGCAAGCUUGCUCGCGAACUGUAUAUGCAUUCAGUCGUGACCGCGGUCUACCCGAUCAUGGUUACUUCGGGCACAUCAGCAAGUGGACGAUGACCCCUCUGCGUGCUAUCUGGUUCACCACCAUCUUGAGUGUUUUGCCCGGCCUGUUGGAUUUUGCGAGUCCUGUCGCUGCCAAUGCCAUCUUCUCCCUCACUGCUAUGGCCCUGGACUUGAGUUAUAUCAUUCCGAUUUUCUUGCGCCGCGUGUACGAACACCACCCAGAAGUACAAUUCAAACCAGGCCCGUUCUACAUGGGAAAUGGUAUCCUCGGAUGGGCCGUCAAUAUCAACUGCAUCUUAUGGACGCUGUUUGUGACCGUCAUCUUCUCAAUCCCGACGUUGUUACCUGUGACGAAAGAAAACAUGAACUAUGCCUCCGUUAUCACUGGCGGUGUCAUAAUUUUGGCUUGCGCAUGGUAUAUUCUUGGCGGCCGUCAGCAUUACCACGGACCCACAUCGAACUUACACGAAAAAGAAGGCUUCGGCGACUUCUCAGUUCGGGAAAAGGAAGAUACAUCGGAUUUCAAGAACGAUUCUUGAAAUAAUACACGGGAGGGGAAAUCUAAUGGAAUGUAUGAAGGCUGCUUUUUUCUUGGAAUUACGAUACCUGCGUGCUAGUCAAUCACAGGACAUGUAUUACCACUGCCUCUCGUACUUUGCUGUCCUAUUGCUCUCGAGUCUCACUGUGAAAGAUACAUCAUG